AUGUCUCUAUGGAGCCGAGAUGAGGCACUGAUGUGCAAAGUCUUCCCAUCCAGCUUGGGAGAGACCAGACUUCAAUGGUUCGAUCGACUCCCCACUGGAUCGAUACGUGGCUGGAAGCAACUCUCCGAAGAGUUCUUAGCCAGGUUCGUCUCCAACACUAAGAUUCCAAAAGAGCCGGAUACACUGUUCAGCCUUCGAAAGGAGCAGGAAGAAACGCUGCGCAAUUAUGCUAGGAGGUACUGGGAAGAAUACAACGAUCUGGAGGAAAAUGUGUGUAGUGAACAGAUGGCCGUUUUGUCUUUCAAACAUGGCCUGCGCUCGGAAAGUAAGUUGAGGCAAUCACUUACCAAGCGCCCAGCCACGGCAUUAAAAGACUUGCGUGCCAGGAUCGAGCAGUAUGCUCGCCUCGAAGACAAUCAGAUCCCCAUUGAGGUAGCAUCAGCAGAACAAACAGCUCGGCACAAGAAGAGAACAGAUCGAGGAGAACACAGAGGGAUCGCAGUGAAUGAAGUGGAUAAGUCCAAAUCCCACGAAGCCGUCGUGACUGUGUUCAAAGAGCCAAUCUAUCGAAUCUUGGAAAAGAUCAAGAGAGAGCCCUUCUUUGUUUGGCCGCCGAAAAUGUUGGGAGACCCGGCUCGGCGCAAUCAGAAGCUCAGAUGCACUUACCAUCAAGAUAGGGGGCACAUGACUCAGAACUGCAGAGCACUGAAACAACACUUGGAAGACUUAGUAGCGGCUGGGCACCUCCAGGACUGCAUUGAUCAAGAUAAAGAAGUGACCGAACCGGGGAACCCACCACCAGAACCGAAUAUUGAGCAUCAACCUCGGUUGAUAAUAAAUGUGAUCCAUGGAACAGCAACUCAAGAAUCUGAGGAGACACUGAAAGAAGAGAUUGCUAAGGCUACGCAAAUUCUACAGGUCAUGUCAGUGGAACCCGCAUCGAAAAAGAUACGUACAGUACCUAAAUCCCCCUUGUGCACUGUUUCAUUUACUAGAAAAGAUUUAGAGGGCAUACAGUACCCACAUACUGAUGCAUUAAUUAUAACUGUGGGAAUCAGAAAAUGCCCUCUAAGGCUGCGCAAAUUCAACAGGUCAUGUCAGUGGAACCCGCAUCGAAAAAGAAAGCUUGGUCUCUCUGAGCAGCAUCUCACCCCAGCGGUGGCCCCGUUUGUUGGCUUUAAUUCACAGCCAGAAUAG
Molecule: messenger RNA, 1197 nt
Organism: Camellia sinensis
Lineage: Eukaryota; Viridiplantae; Streptophyta; Magnoliopsida; Ericales; Theaceae
Source: RefSeq, a predicted model, not a curated record